CUAGUAACUACCGCAAAUGGCACAGGUUCUUCAGUCAUAAAACCAGGAAUAACUGCACACGGCGCCGUCGUCCGCAUCAGGCACGCAUAUUCGGUGUUCAGCGAGACCAUGGUAAACAUGCGGGGAAAUAGCAGCGAGAGUUGAUAUCAACUCACCUUAUCUCGAGGUGGGUCACUGCGCCUCUAGGCGUGAUGGCCGUACUGGAGACGGACUUCUUGGGAGAUAAAGACUUUCGAUGGAAUGCCAGUUGCUGUCCUGCAUGGAUAAGACAAUUACUGUUCUCUGGACUGGUCCAUACAUGACUUUGCCAUCUUAAGCAUCACGACAUAUCUCGAGUCGACACUAUACAUCACAGCGCCCCUCCGGCUAUCAAUCAUGGAGUCGCCCUCGGCAACCUUGCUUCGUCUCAUGAAACGGAGAGUCCCGCCCGAGAAGCGACAACGAACUGAGAUGAGCUGUGAUUAUUGUAAGAGAAAGAAAUGCAAGUGUUUGAGACCUGCCGGUGCAGAAUCCUGCCGGGCUUGCAACGAGAUCGGACAGUCAUGUACGACCACGAAGCCGAGGAAGCGACGAAUGUACCCGAAUUUCAAUGCACUUUCCGGAAGCCGGCAGAUCAUCACUCUCGAUCCUGUUGAUGCAUUUCAUCGCAAUCCAUCACCAAGGCGCUCUUCGAUGCAUGGAGUUAUGGGGACUGCCCGACCUUUGACACAAGUCUUAAACGAGGAGCUCUCGCCUACCGGAAUUGUGCAUAACAUCUGCGAAACUACCAAGGGAGUAUCAGUAGAGUCUUUGUUCGAAGACUCUCUGGGUCUGCCUCGUUACAUUGGACCCAUUGGAUCCUACACUUUAUUGGUCAAACUGUGGGAGAUUAUGGACGCAAAAUGUGCCUUCAUUGCCCAAGAUCGUGACAAUGCCCAGACAAUGGGACAAUCGAUGUUGCUUUGCGACAGUAAUGGGCAGAGCAUAGAUCUGCCCCCUCGAAAAGCCGCUGAUAUGUUGGUGAUUUUAUUCUUUGAAAAGGUUCACUGUGACUUUCCCAUCUUCCACAGAGCUCUUUUCCAGGAAAGCUACGAAGGCAUGUGGUCUUUGCAGCCUAACACAGAACCGGCAUGGUUGAUGUCCCUCUCAAUGGUCUUCGUCCUGGGUUUGGAGGUAGCCCCAGACGGCUCAGACCGGGCAGACACCACCCGAAUGAAAGAAGAGCUAAAGAAACGUUACCUUUCCAAGGCCAAGGACCUCUUACCUGAGGUCAUUGCUGGGGCUACCCUGAGUCAUGUUCAAGCACUCAUGCUUUACAGUCGGUACUUACACAUCACGCGAAACCGGAAUGCUUCCUGGAACAUCGUCGGUGCGGCAAUUCGUCUGGCCGUGGCCAUCGGGUUGCACAGGAACGGAAACCAUGCGAAAUGCAGCCCCCUCGAGCGAGAGCUGCGCAAGCGCGUUUGGUGGACACUCCAUGCCUUUGAACGCAUUGAAUGUUCCUCACUAGGUCGCACCUCGGCCAUUGACGACGACGAAUGUAAUGUCGGACGACCAACCGAGGGGAUGCUUGACAUGAGUGACACCAUACCUCUCGGAUAUGUGGAGGCUCAAGCUGAACUGAUGAAAAUGCUUGGCUCAAUCUGCAAGCAUCAAUACGGGCUGGAAGAGCUACCUCAAGAACAAGUCGACUUCGCAAUCAAGACUCUGGUAGACCUUGACGGAUGGUACGGAAACCUGCCAUCUCAUCUCAUGGCCACGUCAAAAUCGCCGAGAACUCACUCGAGAGCAAUUCUGCUCCUUCACGUUCAGUACCAUUACACUAUUACGCUUCUGUGUCGACCUUUCCUUGUCUCCUUGACCACCAAGCCAGUAACCCGGCUGUCCAAUAUGGCAACGCUGUCAUCCCAUGCCAAGACAUGUAUCACAUCCGCAAAAGCUGCUGUGUCUAUCCUCAACGAGCUAUUUUCUGCUGGACUCUUCAAUUCCAAGACGUGGUGGGAUGUCUAUUACGUGGAGUCCAUUUGCAUGAUCCUUGCUAUUGGCAGGUUUGUGGAGGAAGAGGGUUUCAAGAAUGAUCCUGGUAUCAUGCAGUCAAUCAAAACAUGCGUGCACAUUCUGGAAGAGUGCAAAGAGUUCUCGCCUACGAUGCAACGGUUCGCGAAGGUAACGACAGACUUUGCUCAAGCUCUCGUAUAUGACUCCUCUCCGGAGGCUCAGCAGUUCUACGAAAGGCAUCAACCCGACUUCUCGGAAGACUUGUUCCCUGGCCCACUCCAUGCUCAAGCUACAGAAGCCGCCGCUUCGUUCGCCGGACCGGGGUGUGAUCAUCUUAACACUGGCGAUGCAGCCUCUAGUCAUCAUGAUCCUUUCGCCGCUCAUUGGGACAUUCCUGAUAUGUCUUACCCGGAUGACUGGGCAGAUGUUGGGUUUGUGAUGGAUGAAACAUAGCUGAUCACCACCAUUCCAGCCAGGCUGAGAGUGUUCUUGGGCCCGCUUCUCCUUGUCCUGAAAAAGAUGGGCCGUUCCUGCCAGACAAAUUGAUUCCGGCGCAGGUGCUGGCCUCGCUCUAGAGCGUCACUUUGUGGAUGGCAUGCUCCGUGUACCCC
Exophiala viscosa is the source of this 2588-nucleotide messenger RNA. RefSeq names its product fungal-specific transcription factor domain-containing protein. The record is from RefSeq and is a predicted model, not a curated record. Bases 376 to 2430 code for a protein of 684 amino acids. The transcript has a single exon. Gene Ontology annotation, biological process: regulation of DNA-templated transcription; DNA-templated transcription. Gene Ontology annotation, molecular function: zinc ion binding; DNA binding; DNA-binding transcription factor activity, RNA polymerase II-specific. NCBI's taxonomy places the organism in Eukaryota, Fungi, Ascomycota, Eurotiomycetes, Chaetothyriales, Herpotrichiellaceae.